Racocetra fulgida is the source of this 1033-nucleotide messenger RNA. Lineage: Eukaryota; Fungi; Glomeromycota; Glomeromycetes; Diversisporales; Gigasporaceae. The record is from the annotation of a GenBank genome assembly.
AUGGGUGCAACAUUUUCGUCCACGAAACAAAAACCUGUUGAUUUUGAACGUCAUUUAUUAGGUUAUAAAACUGCUGCUACCUCUUUACCACCAGAAUGUCUUCGUGAAGUCUUUGAAUAUCUUGAUAAAGGUUCUCUUUAUUCUUCUCUUCUGGUUAAUAGAAGUUGGUGUAAAGUAGUUGUUCCUUUAUUAUGGAGAUCUCCUUUUCGAACAGCAAACGGACCGUCACUUGAGACAGCGAAAAUUAUACAAACUUACAUUACUUGUCUUUGUGAAAAAUCAAAAGCAUAUCUCAUUAGCAAUGGAGUAAUAUUAUCACCUUUAACAACUAAAAAUCCAGCAAUUUUUGAUUAUCCGUCUUUUCUUCGUGAAUUAAAAUUUGUGGAAUUAUAUAAUGCUCAACAAUCAACUUUUUUAAGAAUUUUAAUUGCAGAACAAUUAUUUAAAUUGUUUAUGAAUAGGUGCCCAACUUUCGAAAUUCUUUCAUUAUCAGAUUUAUCACACGAAGCGCCUAUGCCAUUGGUACCACUUUUAACUGGAACUGAAGCUGAUACAUGCUUAAUUGGACUUAAAGCAUUUCAUUGUGUAAGUAAGCAUGGAGGUAAAAGAGAUAUUUUUCGAGCCAUGUCUCAAGUUUCAGAAAUUCUUGAAACAAUGUGGGUCGGUGGAGUUGAGCAAGAAAUGGAAGUUAAAGCUUUAAGUAUUUUUAUAAGAGCACAAAAAAGAUUAAAGGCAUUUAAAUAUUCAUGGGAUUAUCAAACACGACUUCAAAUUAUUUUAAUUGAAACACUUGAAGCACUUAAAACACAAGCAAAUAGUUUAACAACACUUCAUUUUGAAUAUUGUAAUUUCGCACACUGUGAUUCAUUAGAACCAUUGGCUACCUGUGUGAAUUUGGAAAUUAUUCAAUUUAUACAAUGCAUAUAUUUAGCGGAAAAAAUGCGACCUUUAGCAAAAGUAUUUUUCCCACGAUUAAAGACACUAGGAUUUUAUUGUAAUUUUUUAGAUUCAGCAAGAUAUUGGAUAGAUCCAU